CGGAUGGCGUCUGGAGGUUGAUGGCGAGUGGUGCUGAAGGGACAGCUCCAGCCGUGGCUGAUUGGGGGAGAAACAAAAUCUGCAGAUGGAAUCGGAGCAGGGCGACUUCACCUUCAAGUGGUGAGCUCUCCUGACCUCCGGCCAGUCUCCACUCCAUUCACGGCCAGCCGAUCUGCCCGCUCCCGGUGGGGUCGGGCAGUGCCGGCUGGACCCGCCCCGAGCUCCAUGGUUUGCCCAACCCUGCGCGAUGGUGACUCUGGGCGCGGAGGUUGGCGACUGGCAAAUCCGCAGAUCACAGGAUGAAGGCGGGGAGCGCGGCCGGCGGCCGGCGGGGGCUUUCUCCCCCACCCCAGCGCCCAGGGAAGCGGCUUAACCACCUGAAUCCGGAAGACGCCAACAAGUAGUUUCUCGUCGGAGAAGGGCGGCUCAGCUGGGAGCCAAGACUCAGUCCCGCUGCCCAGAGAACCUCGUCCACUCGGAAACCAAAGCAGAACCACUUUUCUCUCGGUCUCGUUAAGUCAUGUCUGAGUCACAGAGAUGGGCAAGAUCGAGAACAACGAGAGGGUGAUCCUCAAUGUCGGGGGCACCCGGCACGAGACCUACCGCAGCACCCUCAAGACCCUGCCUGGAACACGCCUGGCCCUUCUUGCCUCCUCCGAGCCCCCAGGCGACUGCUUGACCACGGCGGGCGACAAGCUGCAGCCGUCGCCGCCUCCACUGUCGCCGCCGCCGAGAGCGCCCCCGCUGUCCCCCGGGCCAGGCGGCUGCUUCGAGGGCGGCGCGGGCAACUGCAGUUCCCGCGGCGGCAGGGCCAGCGACCAUCCCGGGGGCGGCCGCGAGUUCUUCUUCGACCGGCACCCGGGCGUCUUCGCCUAUGUGCUCAACUACUACCGCACCGGCAAGCUGCACUGCCCUGCAGACGUGUGCGGGCCGCUCUUCGAGGAAGAGCUGGCCUUCUGGGGCAUCGACGAGACCGACGUGGAGCCCUGCUGCUGGAUGACCUACCGGCAGCACCGCGACGCCGAGGAGGCGCUGGACAUCUUCGAGACCCCCGACCUCAUUGGCGGCGACCCCGGCGACGACGAGGACCUGGCAGCCAAGAGGCUGGGCAUCGAGGACGCGGCGGGGCUCGGGGGUCCCGACGGCAAGUCUGGCCGCUGGAGGAGGCUGCAGCCCCGCAUGUGGGCCCUCUUCGAAGACCCCUACUCGUCCAGAGCCGCCAGGUUUAUUGCUUUUGCUUCUUUAUUCUUCAUCCUGGUUUCAAUUACAACUUUUUGCCUGGAAACACAUGAAGCUUUCAAUAUUGUUAAAAACAAGACAGAACCAGUCAUCAAUGGCACAAGUGUUGUUCUACAGUAUGAAAUUGAAACAGAUCCUGCCUUGACGUAUGUAGAAGGAGUGUGUGUGGUGUGGUUUACUUUUGAAUUUUUAGUCCGUAUUGUUUUUUCACCCAAUAAACUUGAAUUCAUCAAAAAUCUCUUGAAUAUCAUUGACUUUGUGGCCAUCCUACCUUUCUACUUAGAGGUGGGACUCAGUGGGCUGUCAUCCAAAGCUGCUAAAGAUGUACUUGGCUUCCUCAGGGUGGUAAGGUUUGUGAGGAUCCUGAGAAUUUUCAAGCUCACCCGCCAUUUUGUAGGUCUGAGGGUGCUUGGACAUACUCUUCGAGCUAGUACUAAUGAAUUUUUGCUGCUGAUAAUUUUCCUGGCUCUAGGAGUUUUGAUAUUUGCUACCAUGAUCUACUAUGCCGAGAGAGUGGGAGCUCAACCUAACGAUCCUUCAGCUAGUGAGCACACACAGUUCAAAAACAUUCCCAUUGGGUUCUGGUGGGCUGUAGUGACCAUGACUACCCUGGGUUAUGGGGAUAUGUACCCCCAAACAUGGUCAGGCAUGCUGGUGGGAGCCCUGUGUGCUCUGGCUGGAGUGCUGACAAUAGCUAUGCCAGUGCCUGUCAUUGUCAACAAUUUUGGAAUGUACUACUCCUUGGCAAUGGCAAAGCAGAAACUUCCAAGGAAAAGAAAGAAGCACAUCCCUCCUGCUCCUCAGGCAAGCUCACCUACUUUUUGCAAGACAGAAUUAAAUAUGGCCUGCAAUAGUACACAGAGUGACACAUGUCUGGGCAAAGACAAUCGACUUCUGGAACAUAACAGAUCAGUGUUAUCAGGUGACGACAGUACAGGAAGUGAGCCGCCACUAUCACCCCCAGAAAGGCUCCCCAUCAGACGCUCUAGUACCAGAGACAAAAACAGAAGAGGGGAAACAUGUUUCCUACUGACGACAGGUGAUUACACGUGUGCUUCUGAUGGAGGGAUCAGGAAAGGAUAUGAAAAAUCCCGAAGCUUAAACAACAUAGCGGGCUUGGCAGGCAAUGCUCUGAGGCUCUCUCCAGUAACAUCACCCUACAACUCUCCUUGUCCUCUGAGGCGCUCUCGAUCUCCCAUCCCAUCUAUCUUGUAAACCAAACAACCAAACUGCAUCAGUCGGCUAAAUUGUAUUAAUUCAAGUGCUGUUUACCCCAUAAUGAAAAUAAUUAAAUGUAGAGUUACUCCAGGCUCCAUUAAUACAGUAUAAAUCUUGCAUGAUACUACAAUUUGAAGUCAGAAAUGCCACUUGGGUAGCUAAUGAAUCUUACCCAGGCUUUAAAGAUUGUCUAAAGUAGUGCUAAGAUUUCUCCUAUUAAUUGCCCUGAUCUCCUUUUGCAAUAAAAUGACAGAUAGUGUCAGAUAUUGACCAGUGCACUAAUAUAUAAACAUAUCUUCAGGGAGAUAUAUUUAAAACAGUGUGCUUCCAAAUGCCAACCACUUCAUUGGAACUUUAUUUCUUGUGACUGUAAACCAUUUUGAAGAUGUCUGGGAUCCUAUCUUGAUUGCACACAACAUGACUUGUGUCAGCUCAUUUGCAUAGACCAUCUUGUCUCUAUCACCUGAAAGCAAUGUUGCUGAGUUCGGGGACGGUGGAUAGCUCAGGAUAUGUGUACUUGCAUCGAACCAUCCUGCUGAUAUGAAAGCAUUGUUCGACUGUUCUGCAUGUUGAAUUGUGGGGCAGGGUGGGCACUUUUCUCCUUGACAUUUUUUUCUUAUGAUUUGAAAGAAAUAUAUGUUUUAAAUAGUUUAAUUUCUUGAUUGAUUUACUUUUCUUCAAAAAUGCUGUAUUGGAGUUCUGAAUGUCUCUGGUUGUUUGCACACAGAUAACUGCAAAGAGGUUGUCAUUACUGGUUACACGCAAGCCGAGGCCAGAUCUCUUACUUAAUGACUUGGGGAAGGCACAAAACAUGAGAGAAAGGUAACUGCCAGCCAGGCUUGCAUUGUUUAGCCAGAAAUUGCUGCUUGGUUCUAGACUCUUUUUUUUUUUUUAAAAAAAAAAAAAACAAAAAACCCAGGGUUUGUCAUCAUUUUCAGAGGCAGAGUGCCAAAUAUCACCCAAAGCUCUCGUGUCUUUUUUUACCCGCUUAUUUUAUUUUUAUUUAUUAAUUUUUGUGCAAACAUCAAAUGUCACUGGUGUUCACAGAAGGCUUUUUUGACUAGCCUUAAAUUCCUGAAUCAAAAGAUUAAUCAGAUUUUCAGGCAGUGUUUAAUCAGGUGCUUUGUCCUGUAUGUUGUUCUUGUCUGUCUGUCUUAGCGCCCUGUCUUUCCUGUAUAUGCCAUCUGUCUCCAUGAAGCACAGAAAUGCCUCUGUAAGAUGUUUAUGAUUUUAAUAUUGACUCCCUCCAACCCCGACUCCAUACCAUUUUUUGCUAUUUGGAGCAGCCUCUCUGCUUUGUGUAUAAAUUAAUGAUGCCCUGUAGACUACCUAAGUUAAUCGGCACUGUGAAUCUUUUUGAUAAGCAGGGUUUAAGCAGCAAUUUCACCAUUGCACUUGGUUGCCUGCUGCAGUGUCAGUUUCUACUACCUAGCAACCAGCAUUCAUUACUACACUCCAACAAAAUCCUUAGGGAGUCACAUUCAGUCUGAGUGGAAGAAAGUCUAUUUAUGCAUUCCUAUGAAUUCAACAGCAAUAGUGUGUCUCAUGUAUUGAGCAUGUGAGGGAAGAAAAAGGCCGUAAAAUAAAUAGAGGGAUAAAUAAUAUUACUAAGGCAUUUGGGAUCCUUGAGACUGCUGAUUAAUUCCUAUUUCUCAUGUUUAUUUUUUGUUAGGAAGACAAUUGUCACUUUUAUUAUUGGCCACGAAACAUGUAUUACUCUAUAUCCCCAAGUCCUAGAGCAUGACCUGCAUGUUGGAGAUGUUGUACAGCAAUGUAUUUAUCCAGACAUACAUAUAUGAUAUUUAGAGACACAGUGAUUAUUUUGAUAACACCACACAUAGAACAUUAUAAUUACACACAAAUUUAUGGUAAAAGAAUUAAUAUGCUGUCUGGUGCUGCUGUUAUUGACUACAGUGUUAUACAGAAUUUAUCAUGGAUUAUUGACUGCUGAGAAAGGGACAGUGGAAUUUAGCCAUACCAAGGACUAUACUGGAAACAGACUUCUGCUGCUGAAUGUGCCCUGAUGUGACCAGGUUGCAUUUGGAAGAGAUCCUCGCGUCUUCAUGAGGCACUUAAAGCUUAUAAAAGAACUGUAGCUGGAACUCAUCUGGUGCUCCCCAUGCGAGUGCUCUGCUUGUAGACUGGCCAGUGUCCAUGAAACAACUGUAAAUACCAACAUGUGUGCAUGGGUCAACAGUCUUGGCCAUUUCUCAUCAAAAGAAGCCAAAUUCAUGAUCAACAUCUCUGAAGUUUCAAGUAAGGCCCACACUUCUUUGAAUUACUCUUCAUGGGCCCACAUUAGGUUGUGCUGUGAAUUACUUAAGGCAGUGAUACUGAUGUAGUAUAGUUCUGUCUUAAUUUCCCUUAUUUCUACUUUGUUGGUUGAAUCUAUGAACUUGAUUGUAUAAUUUUCUUAUAAAUUACUGAUGUAAUCAGCUUGUCAAUUAUGUUGUGAAAUUGUUAGUAUUCAUUUAUCAAAAAUGACCUGUGUUUAGUCACAUAUUUGUUUAGUUCUGGGAAAUUGUUACAGCUUAAAUGAAACUCACCAACAUUAUUCAUAGUUUAAGUCUUUUAUCAUUAUUACCUCAAUUAUAAAUAUUACAAAAACAUAAUUCUGGCAAUGAGAGUAUUUUUUUAUUCAAUGAUCAAGGAGCAAUGUCAGUAUAUAGUAGAAUAUCAAAUUAUAUCCUAAAAUGUAUAUUUUGCAUAAAAGAGAUAUUCUUUAAUCAAUUACUUUUUUGUGAGUUUUGUGGCAAAUGAAGCUUGUACGUGUCUUUAAAACUGUUGUAGAUGAAACUGUAUAAGAUUUUUACAUCUUGCUUAAUCAAUAUUUCCAGCGUCUAUUAGUUCCCCUGGGAUUCUGAAUAUAACAUAUAGCCUAUUAUAAACCCCUGUAUCGUGGACCUUUUGUGAACAUUUCAAGGCGCAUGCACAACCUUGAUGAUAACCAGUGGAAAUGUAACUAACUGAAAUGAAGAAUAAAAGGCAAAUGAGCUGGGGAUAAACUUGAAUGUUAUCUGAUUAAAUUACUCA
Molecule: messenger RNA, 5490 nt
Organism: Pongo pygmaeus (Bornean orangutan)
Lineage: Eukaryota; Metazoa; Chordata; Mammalia; Primates; Hominidae
Gene: KCNC2
Product: potassium voltage-gated channel subfamily C member 2
Exons: 5
Coding region: 538-2454 (638 amino acids)
Biological process (GO): protein homooligomerization; action potential; potassium ion transmembrane transport
Cellular component (GO): postsynaptic membrane; axon terminus; voltage-gated potassium channel complex
Molecular function (GO): protein binding; delayed rectifier potassium channel activity
Source: RefSeq, a predicted model, not a curated record